Molecule: messenger RNA, 762 nt
Organism: Falco peregrinus (peregrine falcon)
Lineage: Eukaryota; Metazoa; Chordata; Aves; Falconiformes; Falconidae
Product: gallinacin-11-like
Exons: 3
Coding region: 355-666 (103 amino acids)
Biological process (GO): innate immune response in mucosa; defense response to Gram-negative bacterium; defense response to Gram-positive bacterium
Cellular component (GO): extracellular region
Molecular function (GO): CCR6 chemokine receptor binding
Source: RefSeq, a predicted model, not a curated record
AAUGCCUAAUUUUCUCUGGGUGGUCCAUUACCAAGCAUGUUGAUCUUUGAAGUUAACAAGUAACAAAGAUGCUCUCCAUGUGAGUCAGUAUUAAGAAGCAGCCUUCCCAGCGGCCAAGCAGGGAGGUGUAGUUACUUCUCUGCUUGCUUUUGUGAUCUUCUGCCAUUGUUCAGGUUUAGCCAUGUGCAGCGGUCAAGCUGAACUCAUUGCCUUCUGUACCCACCACUGCCAAGGUCCCCUGGACAGCCAGAUCUGCUCCCACAGCCCUAUAAAUGCAAGAGUGCUCCCUCCUCCCCUGCUCAAAGGCCCUGGUGUUGUGGCCCUGGCUCCGCGCUGCAGCUGAGACCUUCCACCAUGAAGUUCUCCUGCCUCAUGGCUCUUCUCCUUUUCCUCCUCCAGUCUGUUCCAGGUCUCAGCUUGCCCAAAGACACCUUACGUUGUGUUGGAUACCACGGUUUCUGCUUCCAUUCAAAAUCCUGCCCAGAGCCAUUUGCUGCAUUUGGAACUUGCUCUCGGCGUCAGAAAACCUGCUGCAUAGACACGACAUCAAACUUCCACACUUGUCAAGAUGAGGGGGGUCAUUGUGUACCUCCACAAAUCAAAUGUCUGCAAGAACAGGUGGGACUUUGCCCUCACAGAGAUUGGAAGUGCUGCACAGAAGUGUGAUAAAGACCUCACGGAACUGCAGAAAACCACAGAAAUGCAUGGACAAUCUCUCUUCCUAGUGUUGUAGAGAAGAGGUGUGGUGUUCUUAUCAUGCAA